Messenger RNA from Pochonia chlamydosporia 170, 621 nucleotides. RefSeq names its product EF-Hand 1, calcium-binding site. Gene Ontology annotation, biological process: ceramide transport; intermembrane lipid transfer. Bases 1 to 621 code for a protein of 206 amino acids. Gene Ontology annotation, cellular component: cytosol; membrane; cytoplasm. The record is from RefSeq and is a predicted model, not a curated record. The transcript is spliced from 4 exons. Gene Ontology annotation, molecular function: ceramide 1-phosphate binding; ceramide 1-phosphate transfer activity. NCBI's taxonomy places the organism in Eukaryota, Fungi, Ascomycota, Sordariomycetes, Hypocreales, Clavicipitaceae.
AUGUCGGCUCCUGUGAUCCCUCCUGGCGGCACCAUCGUCCAGACCUUCAGACGGUCAUUCGUCGAUGUGCCCGUUGACGCCGAGAAGGGCAAUGCCAUCUCUACUACCGAGUUUCUCGAUGCUGCCGAGUCACUGACUACCAUGUUUGAUGUCAUGGGCUCUGUGGCCUUUUCCCCCGUCAAGUCCGACAUGCUCGGCAACGUCAAGAAACUGCGAGACCGCCAACUUGCUGCCCCCGCCGAGUCUGAGACCAUCCAGGAUCUCUGCCGAAACGAGCUCAAGACGAAGAAGCACACUGCUACCGAGGGCCUCCUCUGGCUCGUACGUGGUCUCGAAUUCACCUGCAUCGCACUCAGCUCCAACGUUGCCAAGCCCUCCGAAGAACUCUCCGACUCUUUCCGCGGUGCUUACGGCCAGACUCUCAAGCCUCACCACAGCUUCCUCGUCAAGCCUGUUUUCAGCGCUGCCAUGAGCGCCUGCCCCUACCGCAAGGACUUUUACGCCAAGCUUGGCUCGGAUGAUUCCAAGGUUCAGGGAGAUUUGCGUGUUUACUUGGCUGCAUUGGAGAAGAUUGUUGGCAUUCUGAAGGGCUUCUUGGACAGCAAGGAGGCUAAGUGGUAA